Molecule: messenger RNA, 882 nt
Organism: Asterias rubens (European starfish)
Lineage: Eukaryota; Metazoa; Echinodermata; Asteroidea; Forcipulatida; Asteriidae
Exons: 5
Coding region: 1-882 (293 amino acids)
Source: RefSeq, a predicted model, not a curated record
AUGGCUCACUGCGAGGGAAUAUCGGUGGAGAAAAACCUGUUGAUAUUUCUCUUUGGAAUCCUCGUGUGGUUUUACCCGCUAUCCUGCUGGUGCCUCAAUAUCACAACAUUGGAUCUCCGUGGGAUGCAGGCGAGCCAGAUCUCGGACUUGGACUGGGGAGGGUUUUCAGCAGAUCUAGCAAUUGAUGGCAACUCAAACACAUACUUCAUGGAUGGAUCUUGCUCUCACACCGGUUAUGAUGUUCAUCCCUGGUGGAAGGUGAACCUGGGAGCAAACCACUGCCUGGGUAGUAUCACCCUUGUCAACAGAGGAGAUUGUUGUAGCGACCGAUUGAUUGGCGCCGUGGUAAGGGCAGGCAUAGAGAGCGACAUUUUCAACAAUGCCGCGUGUGGGUUACCAGUGACAUCAGACCAAGCAUCGAUCCUUGGGGGACACAUACGAGUUGUAUGUGACCCGCCCGUGAUUGCGCAAUACAUCAGUGUGGACGACGAUGUCCCUUCUUUACAAGUAAACUCCCUAGCACUGUGCGAAGUGAUGGUUGAAGAGUACUCCAUGGAAGAAUGCCUUCAGACGUCAACUACUGAGAUGUCAACAACCACUGAUAUGUCGACAGCUGCAAUGAUCGGGGACCCGUCGUUCUCCAUCGCCUGCAUGUCCACAUUGAUGUUUGUGGACAAAGAAAUCACCAACGCACGCCCUCUGUCGGUCGCUAACAAGAAGUCACCCAUGCAAUGCUUCAUGCGUUGCAAGAUAAAUAACGGGUGUUGGUCUUUCGACUACGUCAUGACUUCUGGUCAGUGCAGGCUCUACGAUGUAAAGGCUGGAGACUUGAAGGCAGAUGAUCAGCCAGGCUGCUUGGUGUAUGCAGUAGUCCGUGGCUAG